AUGAGCAGCCGUCUCAAGUCACAUCCCCAUACGUACCCCGCAAUCGAUGUUGCCUAUUCCUCCACCGAUCCGAUCCAUGAGCCGAUCAUUAUACACCUGCCGUCGAACGGGUUGCGUCUUCGAUUCGAUGGCCCCGAUCAGAGACUGCGGCUGAUCGAAGUUCUGGACUUUUCAAAAAUCCCGCUUAUAUACAAGAACCACGAAGUGGUCAAGAGCGUGAAACCCCAGGAGCAACCUGCCUCCCAUGCCGGGCCCAGCUUCCGUCACGUCUACAAUCGUUUGUUUGGACCUUCCUACCCAGGAGAGUAUAUUCCGCCGGCGGAUCACUCCCCAUAUGGGACUUAUGUUCUGUCAUACCCUGGUAUUGCAUUUUCCUUUCCCUUACUAGACUCAGCAUGGUCAGACCAAUGUGACUUUGUAGCAUUGCUGUCGUCCUCCGCAGCAUCUCCCGCCACCUCCAUGGCCAUUUUCCAAGGCUCUUCCUGGUCUGAAGCCCGCACUCGCCUGUUCACCGCACCUCCACACUAUCCGCGCUCUCCAGCGUUAAUUGGAAAGGGCAGAGACGCUGUUCCGGACGAGAUAGAAGAGGUUAGGGUUCUAGGAGCGGGAAAAAUAGAACUGAUACGACGAUCCAGUCCCCCGUUCUGCAUCACGCUCUCAGAAACGACUCCGCAAGAUCUGAUCGCGGAGUUAGGCCCACCUGACGCUAUAUACCGCAAGAAUGACCGCCGUAUAUCAAUUCAUGGCGCUGCUGGUGUCGCGCGUCCGCGCCCGAUAAGUCCCUCUCCAGGUCGUGGCAUGGAUACCCCGGAUACCGAUCAGUCGUCGAAUAAUAGCAUCACGGACGAUUCGGAUGAUGAGAUUUCUCCCGCCGCCGAUGUCGACCCGUCGUCUCUACCCACUGAAUGUUUCUUCAACUACUUCCACCACGGCUUCGACGCCUUUAUUUCCUACCCCACCACUCCAGGCCCUGCGUUUCCAGGCUCCGAUCUUCCAGACCCGUCGCCCCCACCUUCCUCAUCUCACUUGACUGUCACCAAACUGAUCGUCCACGGCAAUGUACCGGGGUCGUAUCCUUUUAACCGCCAUCGGCGGAGCCGCUGGAAGAUCCUGUUGGAUUCUUCGGGCGACUGUCUGACAUCCGAAACGCACUAUGAUGAGGUCUCCCGACGGCUCAAGGAGGUAUGGAAAGGUUCUUACGCGAAUGCCGCGGAGGAAAAGGCCCUCCAGCGGGGGAUGGUUCUCAACCGAGGUUGGGGGGACAGUCCAGAGAGCAGCGUCGAAUUCCUUGGCGGCUGGGAAGACAGUGCAGGAAAACACCGGUCGGCAUCAGCUGGUCAGGAUAGCGGCCAUGGAUUAGGCAAUACAGAGUUAUUUGGAUUUCCCGGACUGUUGUUUGAGGUGUUGAAGAACGGGGCAGUCAGCUGCAUGACAGUUUAUUAG
This is a messenger RNA of Rasamsonia emersonii CBS 393.64, 1443 nucleotides long. RefSeq names its product UPF0183 domain protein. Gene Ontology annotation, biological process: Golgi to plasma membrane protein transport. Bases 1 to 1443 code for a protein of 480 amino acids. The record is from RefSeq and is a predicted model, not a curated record. Gene Ontology annotation, cellular component: trans-Golgi network. NCBI's taxonomy places the organism in Eukaryota, Fungi, Ascomycota, Eurotiomycetes, Eurotiales, Trichocomaceae. The transcript is spliced from 2 exons.